CGGGGCGGUUUCCGCCCCGACGUCUUGGAUCUGAGGUGGAAAGCGGAGGCCUCGGCCCUUUUCUCUGCCCUUGACAGCCCUUCGCGUCACCAUGGCUGCCCUGGCGGCUCUGCGCGGCGGCGUCCGCCGGUCUCUGCUUCGCGGGCUGCUGCAGGAAGGAAGAUGCCUGGAGCGAAGUUAUGCAUCCAAACCCACUUUGAAUGAAGUGGUUAUAGUAAGUGCUAUAAGAACUCCUAUUGGAUCCUUCCUGGGCAGCCUUGCCUCUCAGCCAGCCACUAAGCUUGGUUCUAUUGCAAUUCAGGGAGCUAUUGAAAAGGCAGGAAUUCCCAAAGAAGAAGUGAAGGAAGUCUACAUGGGCAAUGUCAUCCAAGGGGGUGAAGGGCAGGCCCCCACAAGGCAAGCGGCAUUGGGUGCAGGUUUACCCAUUUCCACUCCAUGCACCACGGUAAACAAGGUCUGCGCGUCAGGAAUGAAAGCCAUCAUGAUGGCCUCCCAAAAUCUUAUGUGCGGACAUCAGGAUGUGAUGGUGGCAGGUGGGAUGGAGAGCAUGUCAAAUGUCCCAUAUGUGAUGAGCAGAGGAGCAACACCAUAUGGCGGGGUAAAACUGGAAGACCUGAUUGUGAAAGAUGGGCUAACUGAUGUCUACAAUAAAAUUCAUAUGGGUAACUGUGCUGAGAACACUGCGAAGAAGCUGAACAUUGCACGAGGCGAACAGGAUACUUACGCCAUCAGCUCUUACACCAGGAGUAAAGAAGCCUGGGAUGCAGGGAAGUUUGGAAAUGAAAUCACUCCUGUCACGGUCUCAAUAAAAGGUAAACCAGAUGUGGUGGUGAAAGAAGAUGAAGAGUACAAGCGUGUUGACUUCAGUAAAGUGCCCAAGCUGAAGACUGUGUUCCAGAAAGAAAAUGGCACAGUAACAGCUGCCAAUGCCAGCACACUGAACGACGGAGCAGCUGCUGUGGUUCUCAUGACUGCAGAGGCCGCCAAGAGGCUCAAUGUGAAGCCACUAGCACGAAUCGCGGCAUUUGCUGAUGCUGCUGUAGAUCCUAUUGAUUUUCCAGUUGCGCCUGCAUAUGCUGUACCUAAGGUUCUUAAAUAUGCAGGAUUGAAAAAGGAAGACAUUGCCAUGUGGGAAGUAAAUGAAGCAUUCAGUGUGGUUGUACUGGCCAACAUUAAAAUGCUGGAGAUUGAUCCUCAAAAAGUGAAUAUCCAUGGAGGAGCUGUUUCUCUGGGCCAUCCAAUCGGGAUGUCUGGAGCCCGGAUUGUUGUUCACUUGGCUCAUGCCUUGAAGAAAGGAGAAUUUGGUCUGGCCAGUAUUUGCAAUGGAGGAGGAGGUGCUUCUGCUGUGCUGAUUGAGAAGCUGUAGACAGACAGCCUGUUUUAGGAGACAGUUCGAUGUGAUCAGAAACCCUGCUCAAGUGAACUUGACUCUCUUGGGCCAGCUUAUAUUCAACAUAAGUUUUUCAUUUUUUAUUAUUUUCUAUUAAAUUUUUUAAAAAAAAAUAAUCAUUAUAUCCAAAACCUAUUGAAAGUACAAAUAAAAAUUUCUUCUUUAA
Microtus oregoni (creeping vole) is the source of this 1556-nucleotide messenger RNA. RefSeq names its product acetyl-CoA acetyltransferase 1 (gene Acat1). The record is from RefSeq and is a predicted model, not a curated record. The coding region runs from base 92 to 1366 and encodes 424 amino acids. Gene Ontology annotation, biological process: fatty acid beta-oxidation. NCBI's taxonomy places the organism in Eukaryota, Metazoa, Chordata, Mammalia, Rodentia, Cricetidae. The transcript has 12 exons. Gene Ontology annotation, molecular function: acetyl-CoA C-acetyltransferase activity.